GGGAAUGAGAGAGAGAGGCUCCCGCAGCUCGCCGACAAUGACAGUCCUGCCGCAACACCAAAACGCGCUACACAAACGUCAGCCAGAGCCUUGCCAUGCGAUGUCGCUGCAGAGCCCCAGACUUCGACACUACAGAGCCAGCAUGACGGCGAUUUGUUUCGUCUGCAACCUGCCGAUCCUCAGCCACCAGGUUGGUCUGGUAUGGCAAGGUGGCAAUGGCUGGGACGACAUCGUACGCGAACAAGUCGAGGAGUCGACCCUCAAGCAACGGCUGGGCACAGGUCGGAGGGACUCGGCCGCGCAGAUCUCGCCGCCGAACGAGCUGCAGGAGCAGUCGCCGAUAACGCAAGGUCGUCGGCGUCGCUCAUCGCUCGCCCAGCUGACGGACAUCCUUCGCGAGUGGGGUGGCGGCGGCAGCAGCAGCAGCAGCAGCACGACAAAGCAGGGCGGCAGCACGCGCAGCAACAAGUUAAGCCGUCGCGAGACUCUCGCCGACAUCGCCAAGUCAUUGCCGUGGUCGCGCCAGACGACCACCGAGGGACACGUGAAUCCUCGCAAGAGACGUGAAAGCUCGGUCGACAGCGGCAUCAGGAGCUCGGUGUCCAACAAGUCCAGACGGGAUUCGGCUAUCAGCGACUUCAAGAGCGACUUGGCCAGGUUCUGGAGCAAGAAGGAUUCGCAGCCGCAGGCGCAGGCACCACCGACAGUCAUCUCGCCUACACCUCGACGCGGCUCAGGAGAAUCAAAGACCUCGCGACGAGGCUCAGGCGAGAGCGCGAGGUCCGCGAGGCGGGACUCGGUAAUCGGCCCGGGUGGCGAGCGGGUGCAUAACUGCCGACAUCACAGGCGUCGUAAGUCGCAACAGUCGGUCGACUUAAACCAGAGUAGCUGCGGGGCUGUCGCAGCUAAGUACUACAGAAAUGAUCAGCGACCCAGUGCCUCUAGUACCGACAGCGCCACUAGCAAUGCCGUUAGAGAACAUUUGGAAGCUCAGAGAAGCAAGGAAGAAAGAUCAAGCAGUUUCGAUUCAAAAACAGGUCCCACGACGGCAUCAACAACGACAACGGCGGGCACAACGGUAUCGACGUCGACGUCAAUAAGCCCAGCUACGAGAUCCACGAUGGGUUCAACGUCGAUACCGGCAACAACAGCAGCCAGAUCGGCGAUGGUGUCGACGGCAGUGAGUACAACGUGCACGAGUCGAGACACUAAACACUUGACUCUUGAGCCAACGGUUCACCCGCCGAUUGUCGUAUCGUCGGUCACACCGCCGAGCGUUUCUCCCGUGGCCACGGUCAACAAUCUGCCUCUACCUGGAACCUCACCGUCGGGUGGCUCGAGUCCUGUUGGCUCACCAAAUAUCAGUGGCACACCCUCGCACCCUUUGCUCACUACGCGCAGAGACUCGACUACUCAGUGUUAUUACAAAACUAGAGAAGCAUCGCCGAAUAAACUAAGAUUGACAAGACAAGCGACAGCAAUAGACGAAUCACUACCACCACCAGGCCGAAGGGGCAGUCAACCUACUUUGUCGCCGGAUCCCGACGAUGGAGGUCGUAAGGCAAGGAGAGAUUCUUUGAGCCCUGAUUCUGCAUCGUACCCGCGACGUCGUGAAUCUAGGAGUCACUUGAGUCCUGACAGGAGAGGAGACUCUGAGAGGAGAGACGUAAGCCCUUUGAGGUCAAGGAAAGGCAGACUGAGAAGACAAUCGACGUCAAUUGCCGGACGACCGCCGAGAUCUCCUGAUAGCUCGUCAUGCUCGUCGCGAGAUCCCAGCCCAUGUGGUCGGCCGCCCAGUACAACUCAACACGCACCUGUGAUACGAAGACAAUCAACGACAGAGGAGAUUUUGAUAGCACGGGGCUUUCGUCGGCAAAGUACCACCGAGGAGAUGAUUCGUUGUCGAAACUUUCGUAGGCAAAGCUCUCAAAGCGACGAUCAGGUACUAAGGGUACAAAGAUAUCGCGGUCGUCGAGACAGUUCGGCGCAGAUAACAGAUGGUACAUUUGCAUCUAUGACAGUCGAGACAUCCAGUACAUUUUUCGACACUAGCACGCAGACCGAUCCAUCGCCGCUUUACGACAACAACCACUACCACGAGGAGUGCCUAAAAUGUAACAGCUGCGGCCUCAACCUCACGGGACCCAAUCAAAAGCGGGCACGCAGGUUCAAAAAUCAAAUACUUUGCGACCUGCACUUUGCCGACGUGGCGCUGAUGGAGUGUUCGGACUUUAUGCAACAGUUGCGCAGCUUUAAGCCACAAAGUUUAGGCUGCGCAGUUGCCCGAAGAAAGUCGUCGACCACUUUGAUAUUCCCGCUUCCACCGCAGGCUUGCACAGAUGAAUUUUGCACAGAGUACCCGCACAAUCUAAUAGCAACGCCGGGCUACUGGAUCGAGUGUUCGCGCCAACAGAUGAACACCGACACGAUUUACGAUGAGAGCGAGAGCGACCGCGACGGCACGGACGGCGAGCCACAGGAACGCGAUCAGGACGAGCAGUCGUCGUCGAUCAGGCUCACUAGUAACCGUAACGACUGUCUGGUCGAGGAAAAUGAGGUGGAUAGCGACGAGGCGCCGAGAAAGAAGUCUGCCAUCGAGGAGCAGUGGGAGAAGCAUCAAGCUUUCGAGCUCACGUCCGUCGAGCAAGAGACCUACGAAAAGUACUUCUACGGCACCGAGCAUUGGAAUUACUUCACGAACGACGAGGAUCUCGGCCCGGUCAUUCUCAGCAUCAAGCAGGAGUCGCUGAACGGAAGGGAUCAGUUUCGCAUACUCGUCCGAGCCAUCAGCUACACGGUGCACGGACUCAUACCAGCCAGUUGUGUGUUCGCCGAUAGGUACAACCGUGAGGAAGUUGUGAGAAGUUUAGGCAAGGAGGUGAACAUAAAUCCACCUCUGACGCUGGGCCAGCUGCCGGACACGCCGGAGGAGCUGCUGAAACUUGACCAAGUGUUCAUCAAGUCGGAGCUGAAGGUCGGCGUGAUUUACGUACAGGAGGGACAGUACUCGGAGGAGGCGAUCCUCGACAACAAUGAAAACUCGGUAGCCUUUCAAGAAUUCCUCUCGGUCAUGGGCGACACCGUGCGCCUCAAGAACUUCGACAAGUAUAAAGGCGGCCUCGACACCGUGCACGACCUCACCGGCCUCUACUCCGUCUACACCAACUGGCGCGGCAUCGAAAUUAUGUUUCACGUGUCAACCCUACUGCCAUACGAAAAGCACGACGCUCAGAAGGUAAUCUUUGUCCGCUUUCUCUGUUUGUUCGUAAAACUGCGCGCGAUGGUGCGCGAGAAAGAAAAAAAACAAAAAAAAUUGGCAGGGCGCAAUGAAACGAACGAGGUUACUCUCUCUCUCUCUCCCUCUCUCUCUCUUUCACAGCUGCAACGGAAGAGGCACAUAGGCAACGACAUCGUCUGUGUGGUGUUUCUUGAGGCUGACAACACGUCCUUCAGCCCGGCCUGCAUAAAAUCGCACUUUCUGCACACGUUUAUCGUGGUGCGCGUGAGCCCGCGAAUUAAGAGGAAAAUCACGCGUUACGAGGUCUCGGUCGUCACGAAGGACGAGGUCGGCGCCUACAAACCCUAUCUCUGGGAACAAAGUGUUUUUGAGAAAGGUCCGAUGUUUCGCGAGUGGAUAAUUACGAAAAUUGUGAACGGCGAGCGAGCGAGUUACUCCGCGCCAAAGUUCGCUCGAAUGCAGGAGAGGACCAGGAGCCAAAUGUUGGAAGACAUCGUAGCUAAUUUACAGAAUCACGCUGAGACUGGACAAAUACCUAAACCUUAUCGGCGAGGCUCUUGGAGGCCAAUCGGUCACAUGAGGCCGUCCUCGCCUCUACUGGACUCGGUGAGAGACCAGUUCGAAGACUACGACCAGCUCGCCAAGGACUUUACCCGCGUAUUUUUGAAUAGUCCUGAAAAUUUAGCCCUCAACGCGAACCUCUUCGACGUAUCGUUCUUGGUACCUGGUCAACAAAAACAAAAAGUUCGAUUUAUUGGCGUGCGUGCCAUAUUAGGCGUUAGAAGCCGGGUGUUUCAAGAGAUGCUUUACGGAAUUCAAGCCGGAUUCGGAAGUCCGCAGGUGCCAGUGGCGGAACUGCUGUCGAGGCCGGCGCCCACGCUGCUCAGCCCGCAAAAACCCAAGAGCUCCAAUUUUCUGCAGGUGCCGGACGUCGAGAGUCCUAGGCCUAAAAGCGUGCCCUCGUCGCCGAUGGUUAAGCGAGCUUUCUCGCGCCUCGGCACCAUCACCGCCAGCUGGGGUCGCAGCAUGCGCAAGCACAGCAGCAAUACAUUGUCCAGCGACGAUCGCAAGCGCUGGGCGAGCUCCCAAGACUGCAGCAAUAAGGAGAUGAAGGACCGGGACAAGUUAGCGGUGCCGAGACUCAGCGUGUGCGCCGACGCGCAAAAGGUCGACCGCACCAAAUUAGCUCAGACCGAGUUCGAUAUAAUAGAAUUCGACCCGGACACGUUCCGCAUCCUUCUGGACUACCUGCACACGGGCUCGUGUCCGCUGACCUGCAGCAACAUCCCCGGGCUGAUCUGCGCGGCCGAGCACUACGACCUCCCGGAAUUGCUGCAGGCGUGCUUCCAUCACGCCAAGCAGUUCCUGCGCAUCGAGAUCGUGGGCGUGAUGCUGUGCGCCCUGGAGAACUACUACUGGCGUUACACCUCGGCCUCGGAGCUCGUCAACAUGAUUCUCGCCUUCGUGGAGACCCGAGCUUUUCAACUCUUUCAAAGCCCGGACUUCCUCACGCUCAGCGAGUCCAUGGUACAGAUGAUCAUGGGUCGUAGUCUCGAGGUCGUGGAGAUCAAGAAGUUCGAAGCGAUGAUUAACUGGGCCACCAACAGGACCAAGACCAUGACAUCCGCGGUCGACGCCAACGCUGAGUUCAAGAACAUCAUGGACAGGCUCAGCAGGGAUCUCAAGCUCUAUAGGAUCACGCCGCAGGAGCUCAUCAAGGUUCGAUCGGACAAUUGUGCUACCCUCCAAAUCGAUCAAAAAUGAAAAAAUUCUGGAAACUCUGAUGUUCCAAGCCAACUCGGGCAUUUACAGGAACGUUGAUAACUAUCUUGAGGCCUACCACAACAGAGUAAAACAUCAAGAGAGCUUCGAUGGCCGUUUGUAAGCGUAGAUUCUACUACGAAGUAUCUCCAUUGGCUUGGCACGAGAACGACAUAACAAAUACCACAUCCUAUAACUGUGUCGCUCGCAGAAACUCAAUAAAUUAUUCGAAAGCUUGUCAAAAAUAUUUUCUGCUAGGCUAACUAAACAAUAUGUAUGAAUUUCCGAAGCUAGUAUAAAACUUGGAAGUCGCCGACAAGUCUGAAUAUAAAUAGAACAUGCAUAAACAAAUAUAAAUUAAGAGAACAUAUAUAUAUUUAGACGCAGAAAGAAAUGCACAAUCCAAUAGGCGUCAGGUUAAAAUGUGCGACUCGCGACUACAGACUAGGACAAGCGCUCUUUUUAGUACUCCAUAGUAGUACUUUAGUCAGGCGCUUGGCUUAACUUGUAGUGUAACUUAUUAAAUUUUUAGAUUUAAGGUCAGCAGCAAAAAGUUAAGUAUAGAUGUAUGUAUUUGGAAUUUGAUCUGCUAUGAAGUACUGGUGUGCUCAUAGCUUUUUCUAACAGUGACGCGUUGUUUUUCUCAAAAUUGAAUGAUUUCACCAUCCAAUUUUAGUAAGUGACUCGUAGUUAGGAUCGGUUUUGUGAAUAAAUAUUCCGUUGUAAUCAAGCGAACGCCAGUACUCGAUAAAUACGACCGAACAUGACAAUCUGUGCGAUAAACAAAAGAAAAAGCUCACAAUAAAGCAAAGUACGAUAUUGCGAGAGACAAAGGCAUUAAUACAUGAAUAGCUUAUAAAUAUAUUGAAUAUAAUACUAGUCAUAAAAUAUUGGUAAUAAUGGUAUUAUUAUGCUAAUUAGAAUUGAAAGAAUCCAUGUUGAAUGUUGAAUGAAGGAGAAAAAAAACAAAAUUUGAAGUCUGUUCUGUUUUUUUAUCGUAGAUUUUAUAUCUUCAAUACUCUAAGUCGCAGAUUCUAAAUGAAAUGAACAAAAAAUGCUACAAGUAAUUGUGUAAUAGUUUGAGUGGAAAUAAGCGAUGCUGAAUAAUGUCGGCUGAUUGAGAUUCAGAUGUAUUCAGAACAUUAAUAUCACAACGUGUGAUCUCCCUAAAAGUUACGAUGGAGUGUUGUCGUUAAAACUUCGGCGCGUUGGAUCCACGAUAUUAAACGUAUUGUCGAGUGGUUAAAUAUUAAUCCACUCGCGUGAUGUAUUUUGACAAAUAAACAUAUCGGGAAACUCGGCGAAUAGAACGUUUGUACAAAUUUACUUUUUGUGUUGCAAUCAAAUUCAACCUGUAUCGCUCCCUGUAAUGCCUUGGAUAAAUAAAUUGAGUUCAAGUAUGAUAUAAAACUAUAAACACAUAUGUCUCGAAGUACAAUGAAAGUAUAAGUGUAGAGGCGUGACUUCACUCGACGAAUGAUAAAUGUUCUAUUGGCCGGGUUCCUUCUCAAAAUAAAAGUCGACAAAAACAUUGUAAUCUUUAUAGAACUUUGAGCAAAGAUACGAUAUUUUUUACAAAGCCACGCACUCCGUUUUAUCACUGUCGACAUUGUAUGGACAAAAAGCACUUAGACUCACUGCAAAGUAUCGAAGAUUGUAGCCUUUGUCUACUUUACGAUUGAGACGUCAAGGAGAACAAAUAAGCAGAAAACCAAACUAUCCCGUGUAUCUCGAUCCUCAGCUGUUUUGUGAAGCAGGCUUCGCGAGUGAAACAAACAAAAUAAUGUAAUUAUUGAAAAAAAAUGAAGUGUAGAAUUUCAAGAAAUUCCUCAAUGGGCGUUCGCCAAAGCUGUUAAGUGUCUUAACUGUUCGGGCCAACAGCUGGACAAUGCUACUGAAUGAUUUCUAAUUGUCUUCGACAUUUUUAUACAACAUUAGACAGCAAAUUUAUAUCGACUUUUUAGAUUUCCUAGCUAAAAUGUGAAUAUUUUUUACACGAACAAAACAUAUAUUUCUUAUCGUUCAUGUUACCACAUUAGUUGACACUGAUUAGUUAGAAUUUAUUGAUUUAUCGGAUAUGGACGUAAUGAUAUGCAGUUAUUUGAUUAAAUUGCGCUGAUUCAGCGGAUUCCUACAAUAUGAAUAACAUGCAAUGCAGGCAUUGCGAAUCGAGAUGAUAACAAUUAAAAUAUAGAAACUAAUUAAGCUGUGGAAAUAGAAGCGAUUCCGUUUCCAAAGAUCUCCUCUGUAAAUAAAUAAUGUUGGUUUGUCCAGCUGUUGUCAUCUACUGUUCAACUGUACAUGUCCUAUGCUAAAGAUAUACAUAAAACAUACAUUACAAAACUUAAACUGAUGAAGAGAAGUAGGGAAAAAAUAAAGCGAAAGACAACAUAUAUAUUAAUAUAAGGAAAAAAAAUUCGUGCACCGCGAUAUAUUAAAUAUGCAUAAACAUAUCGUGCAUAGACCGAACUUUCGAACCACGUAGUGGGCUAAGACGAGUGUUGAGAGCUCACCAAUGACAAAGUUUUUAUGAAAAAUUUGAUGAAAAUUACGUAUCUAUGUAAUUGUUGAACAAGCCUUUUUGUCAAAAUUUUCAUUGUUUCUCUUUUGAUAUUGAUCAAACAAAAUUAAUCGAAAUGUUCAACAACAGGAACUGAUAUGUCUCGCGAAUAAUACGCACAUUCAUCAUAUUAACUAACAUUUUAAACAUACAAAUCACGCAAAACAGUACAUAUAAGUUAAAAAAUUAACAUUUAUACGCGUGAAUUAUGCAUAUUUAUUUAUUGACGAUAAUUUAUUUAUUGACGCAUUCGUCACUUAAAACAAAUAAAACCAUUUUUCCUGGGCUUUACUUUUCUGAGAUUAAUGUAUUACUAACUUGUCAUUACGCCAAGUCAUAUCAAUAAGUAUUUUAAACAUUUUAUUAGAAAAAAACUUACAAAUUGACAAACCGUUGUACAUACUACUGAAAAAUCGCAUAACCGAUUACGUAAUAGUUGUUAAAAUCUUCACUGUGAACUCUCAACAUAUAAACAGCUGCGUCGUCUCUCAAAUCAUCGUUGUUAAUGUUGUUACAUCGUUGUUGUUGCAAAUCCACAACAUCAUGCGAGGACUAGCGACAUUAAUUGUUUGAAAUAAAAGAAAUGAUCGCAUGAUUUAGCAAAAUGAGAACGCUGGAUCGCAUCUGCGUGUGCGUUAUGUCGUAUGCAAUUUUGAGAAUUAUUCUUGUACGUGUUUCAACAAGAGAAAAUCGUGUGAGUUUACAAGUGUAUAUGAUUAAUUACGUAAGAAUCCAAUUUAUCUUGCAAAGUCGUUGUAAAUGAACUAUCGUAUCUUUUACUUCGAAAAAUAAACAUUUCAUGCCUUCAUACUCUUACUGACAACUGAAAUACUGCUUUUGUAAAUAAACGAUUGAUAAAUUUAAUCAAUAAUACAUGUUUUCCACAGAAUUCCAAGCAUGCUGGUCAAAAAUUGCGUUAACCGUCUUCACGCAUUUUAUACAAAUACAUGUUCAUCUUGUAAUAUGAAAUUUCCAUACGUACUUUUAAUUAAAUUCUUCCCUUACGUUAUCGUCAUGAUAUAAAUAUAUUUGUCAUAAGCGUUUAUUAUUGAUACUCAUUUUCAAUAUUGUUAAAUUGAGCUAAGGUAUGAAAAAAAAAAUUCCUUGUACUUCUAUCACGGCAUGCACGAGAUCGAGAUCUCGGCACUCGUCGUGCUAACGCUACUCUUGCGUGGUUAUUAACGGAAAAAAAAACAAAUGAACUCAAACAUGCUGCGAAUGAACAAAUAAAUGACAAAUGAUUUUAUUGUAUAUGAAGCUACUGUGAUGUUACUGUUGAAUAUGAAAAAAUAUAUA
Phymastichus coffea is the source of this 8855-nucleotide messenger RNA. RefSeq lists its product as uncharacterized. Gene Ontology annotation, molecular function: protein binding; GTPase activator activity. Lineage: Eukaryota; Metazoa; Arthropoda; Insecta; Hymenoptera; Eulophidae. Gene Ontology annotation, cellular component: cytoplasm. The record is from RefSeq and is a predicted model, not a curated record. The transcript has 21 exons. Gene Ontology annotation, biological process: activation of GTPase activity; regulation of small GTPase mediated signal transduction. Bases 5 to 5002 code for a protein of 1665 amino acids.